AUGCCCCACGCUGUGUCGAUGCCCUCACCAGGGCUUCAGGCCUUGAUCCUUUGCGGUCCGGGUUCUUCGUUCCCAACCUUCACGUCCAACCCCGAUGAGAACCCCAAGGCUCUGCUGCCCAUAGCCAAUCGGCCCAUGGUUUGGUACCCUAUCGACUUUUGUUACCGCAUGGGAAUUACGAACAUCACUCUUAUUUGCCCGGCUACUGCAGAGGAGGCCAUCACCACUGCCCUGAACACCAACCCUCAUUUGACGGCACUUCCCCUUCCCAGGCCAGACAUCCUCGCUCCCAAGGAUCUGGACCAGACCACUGGUACUGCUGAGAUUCUCCGCCUGCCCGAGGUCAAGGAACUUGUUACCUCUGACUUUGUCAUUCUACCCUGUGACCUCAUAUGUGAGGUCGCCGGUGAAAAGCUGCUGCAAGCAUGGAUGGUUAAGGGCGCCAGCAUGUCGGAUCUCCUUGGAGCACCCAAGUUUUCCGGUAAUACCUCGAAUCAGUUCAGCGGUGGCUUGGGUGUCUGGUAUGAGACCAAGACCGCAACUCCCGUCAAAGGAGAGGAGACCGACUUCGUUGCCGUGACUCCCUCAGCCCAAUCCGCAAUUGCACCACCAAAAGGCUCUCUGCUGCCGCACCUGUCAAAUGUCGUAUACUCCAUGCCUACUGAUUCCUUGAAAGAUUUGACUGAGGAGAGGAAAGGACUUCCUAUCCGUCAUGGUCUUAUGAGGAGCCAUCCUCGGAUACGAAUGCUCACCACUCACAGAGACGCCCACCUCUACAUUUUGCCUAGGUGGAUAAUGGACUUUGUCGAGAAGAACGACCGCUUAGAGAACAUCGCAGAAGAUGUUAUCGGCUGGUGGGCCAAGGCUGGCUGGCAGAAUGGUCUUGCAGAGAAGCUCCACUUGAACGAAGUAUUGCACAAGGAGGACAAUGAUGACGAGGACUCGGUUCAAGAAAGCGAAACAACACCAGAAGACGAUGACCCAGAAGAGUUACGCACCAACGCCGGUGCUGACGACAACAGGAAGACUGAGAACGCCGAUAGAGAUGCGCUUACAAACUCCCAUGGUGAACUGACAGUACCCCCGAUCCUUGCCUACGUACAUCCCUCGCAGGCAGAUGCACCGAUGAUCCGCCGUGUCGACACUGCUCAACUCCUUCUGAAUGUCUCUCUUCAACUCGCGAAACUGCCUUCUGUUGAGGAGAUUGGCAAUGAUGCGGCCUCUCCUUUUGCACAUGCAAAGAAAGUUGCGUACCCAGAAGGCGUCAAGGGCCGCACUACCAUCACUAAAGCCGACAGUCUUGUUGCGGAAAACGUCACCGUGGAGGAGAAGGUCGCCAUCAAGGAAAGCGUGGUGGGAGCCAACUGCCAACUUAACGAGGGCGCGAAGCUUUCUCAAUGCUUGCUGAUGGAAGGAGCCGUUGUAGGCAAGAACUGCAAGCUCACAAGAUGUAUUUUGGGCAAGAGAUGUGUUAUUGGAGAUGGCUCUGUCUUGACAAACGUCGAGGUUCAAGAGAAUCUCCUCGUCGAGGCCAAGACCGAGGAGAAGGAUACCAAGCUCAUGAGCUCCGAUGGUUUGGAGGCGACUGAGGAAGAGAUGCAGGGAGUCUUGGACGACAUGGACAACGAGGUUAUGGCCCAGAACGAGGAGGCUGUGGAGUAA
Colletotrichum truncatum is the source of this 1662-nucleotide messenger RNA. Its product is annotated as Translation initiation factor eIF-2B subunit gamma. Gene Ontology annotation, cellular component: eukaryotic translation initiation factor 2B complex; guanyl-nucleotide exchange factor complex. The record is from RefSeq and is a predicted model, not a curated record. Lineage: Eukaryota; Fungi; Ascomycota; Sordariomycetes; Glomerellales; Glomerellaceae. Gene Ontology annotation, biological process: cytoplasmic translational initiation. Gene Ontology annotation, molecular function: translation initiation factor activity; guanyl-nucleotide exchange factor activity.